AUCGACCGCGCGUCUCUCAUCCUGUGUUGCCUGCCUCGGGGCCUACACACGCCUUACGCCCUCACACACACACGCCUCGCACACGCCCACACCACUCCCCGAUGUCACAACCUCCUCCAAGACCCGCUGAUACGAUUAAAAGCCAAAAAGGAUAAAGCAAGAUCCUCUCCCUCAUCUCUAGAACAACAUGGCAACUGGCACCGGCUUUCGUCCGUGCAACCUUGGAUGUAUUUCACAGUUUUUCACCCUUCCUACGUUUGUCAGGAUGAAGGGACAGUGGCGGAAUACGUGUUAGUUCUCCCCUGAGUGGUUCAUCAUGCCCAGGUGCGCCAGAAAACGUUAUUAUCAUAGUUUUUCGCACAAGUGACUGUGUGGCAACUCGAAUUUAUAUACUGAGUGUCUGGAAAUCCUCGCUCAGUGGCGCCGGGAUGGCCGAGGAGGAAGGAGGGUCUAUCGCGCGCUCCCGCUCCUCCCAUGACUAGUGUGCUGUAUAUUUUGUGUAUUGGUGAGGCCACAGUGACCCAGGCUAGCCAAUUGUGACCUCCACACGUGACUUCGCUACUUGUGACUCGCUGCAGUGAAGGGCAGAGGCAGGAUUGCUAAGACCACCACCACCACCACCACCACCACCACCAGCAUGGCGUGUGGUGGGGCCGUGGGGGGGAGGAGGGGACGUUGAACCCUCAUCACAAUAUACUCCUACUAAACCCCCAACUUUCUGACACAACCCCCCACGAACACAACAACAAUAACUACUACUACUACUACUACUACUACUACUACUACUACUACUACUACUACUACUACUACUACUACUACUACUACUUCUGCUGAUACUACUACAAAAAGAAGAAAAAGAAAAGGAAGAGAGAAAAGACUACCACCACCACCACCACCACUACCACUUCGAUGACAGUCAAUGCCCACCGCCUUGCCAGCUGGGUAGGACGCUCGGACUGGCUGUGGGCACUGUUAACCACCUCCACACCAUCAUCCACCACCCAUUCCACCCCCUCCUACUCCACCUUUCCGUCAUGGGUGUGGUUUCGUAGCGUGGCGGUGGUCGUGCUAAUAUCCACAGCAGCGCAAAGUAAUCUCCCAACCUCCACUGCACAUCCUCCACCUGAGACGCCGCCCCAGUACGUCAUGGCGGAGUUGGAAGUACUGCGGUUGGUGUUAGCGGCUGGUGUCCUGGUCUUCUGGGUCGGCUUCUGGCUCAUUCACGUCAUCGGUAUCGUGUAUGGAUACAGGCGCCUUCACCGUAGGAGGGGCGUGGAGGGAGCCGGGGCUGAGUCAGGGGCGGCAGGGGUUAGCAUCCUUAAACCCCUCGUUGGUAACCCCAUGGACCCCAACCUCAUGACCAACCUCGAGACAUUUUUUACUAUGCAGUACCCCAAGUACGAGCUUCUGUUCUGCAUCCAGGAGGAGGGCGACCCAAGCAUCAUGGUGGUGCAGCAGCUGAUGAAGAAGCACCCACACGUUGAUGCCUCCUUCUUCAUUGGAGGCAAGGAAGUCGGCGUGAACCCCAAGAUCAACAACAUGCAGCCGGGGUACAUGGCAGCCAAACAUGAGCUCCUGCUGGUGUCCGACUCCGGGGUGAUGAUGAAGGAAGACACCCUCAGCGACAUGGUGACUCACAUGACUCCUGACGUGGGCAUAGUUCACCAAAUGCCCUUCUGUUGUGACCGGAAAGGCUGGCCUGCUAUUCUGGAGAAGGUGUACUUUGGGACGGGGCAUGCCAGGAUGUACCUGUUCCUGGGCCUGCUGGAUGCGCUGCGGCUCAGAGUCAACUGCUGCACCGGGAUGUCCUGCCUCAUGAGGAAGAAAGUGCUGGACGAGGCAGGAGGUAUCAGUGCCUUUGGGAUUUACCUAGCUGAGGAUUACUUCUUCGCCAAGUUUAUCCAAGACCGAGGGUGGGGCAUUCGCAUCGCCUCCCAGCCCGCCUGGCAGAAUUCAGGGACCUGUCGUGUGAAGACCUUCCUCUCGCGGUUGACCAGGUGGUGCAAGCUGCGCGUGGCCAUGGUGCCACAUACUAUCCUGUUGGAACCCUUCAGUGAGUGCAUGCUGCUGGGCCUGGUGGCCUCCUGGGCUGGCACUGUGCUGCUCAGGGCAGACUACCUCACCUUCUUCCUCUUUCACACCCUCACCUGGUCCCUGGCAGAUUGGGUCAUGCUCAACAUUGUGCAAAAUGGCCCUCCACCCUUCACCAAGUUUGAGUUUGUGAUCAGCUGGUUGUUCCGGGAGGUGAGCGCUCUCUUCAUCUUCCUCCAUGCCCUGUGGAACCCGGUCAUCAGCUGGAGGGACAGUUCCUUUAAGCUGCGCUGGUUUGGGGUGGCUGAGCCCAUCAACAGCCGGGUCAUAGUGUGAGGCUCACUGGGUGUUCCCUGUGCUGCUGCUUGGCUUGCCACCGAGCUGGUGCUGCCCUCCGGUGCUGCCUCUUGGGAAGUGAAGGGAUGGAGCCAGACAGCAGCAGGACACCUAGUGAAGUGGACUGUUCCUGCUCAUCUGCUGCACUCCUGACACACACACACACACACACACACACACACACACACACACACACACACACACACACAGACACACACACACACACACACACACACACACACACACACACACACACACACACACACACACACACACACACACACAGCUUUCCUGGUCCAUAUUGUGACUGCAGCUGUGUUGCCUCUCGAGUCUUGAGCAGUGACAUGCUCUCAGCGCUGUGGCAGGCCCAAGACAGUGCUUCGCUUCACAACACUUGCAAGACUCUGUGAUGGAGACACACAGACAGUGGUGCCAUGACAAUGACUGACUCAGAGGCCUGUGUCAUCCUCAUGUUCUCUAGAGUGGUGCCUCAAUGGCCCAGUGGAGUGCCACGGCAAGGCACCUCCUUUGUUUUCUUGUUACGUGUGGGGCGCCCCACUGCCGGGACGCAGCGCCCAUCACCUGCAUCGAGAAGAUCUGCAAUAAUUACUUUGUUAUUAUUACAUUACAUGCAGAAUUUCAUUCUGUAUGUGAUUGUGGAUAUUACUCAUAGCCGGACAAUCAUGGCCAUGAUUGUUGGAAAGCCUUGCUCGGUACUGUAGCAAGCAUGUACGAGGCAGGCAGCAGUGCCCUUGUCAGGCAGGGAGGUGGCAAGGCUCCCUUAGGUGACACAACUACUUAGGCAAGGGCACCUUUGCUGCCACACACAUUCCGUCCUCCUCACGGCCCAGCGUGAGGGUCGUCGGAGCCGCUGCUGCCGCACUCAGGACACUGCUGCAGGAAGUGGUGCCCUCCAAGAUGACUUUAUUUUCCUGUAGGUCGGAGCCUGUGGCACCGUCAUGCCCGUCUGUGUGUGGGAGACUCGUGUGUGUGGCCAACAAGGGAGGUGUGAUGCAUCAGGGAAAGAAAUUAUAAGUGAAAAAACAAAAGAAAAACAAAAACAAACUAACUGAAGAAACCACUUGAAUGAGAGUGAACUUUGGGAAGUGAAAACUGCAUUUACUGAGGAAUACAAGUGGUAAUGAGGCUGAAUGUAAACAAGAUUUUGCAUCAAAUUUUGGAAGUGAUGUCUACUAAUUAAGGAAGAGCUAUGAUUAUCUGAGUGUGAAGUAAGGGCUUGAAGGUGGCUCGCUGCAGGAUGCCACAGUAAUGGUAGGCACAGCUCAAUGGGAGGGGGGUGUGCAUGGAUGCGUGUGGUGUAUGCUUGUUUGUGUGCAUGUGUCUGAGCAUGUGAGCGUGUGUGAGGGGAGGUGGCACAAAACCGAACUUCAUGCAUUCAACUUUACUCUACAUGCAGCUAAUUCUUAUUCCUGAUGUGAAGAACCACUGAGUCUUGGAGCUUAAGGGGAAAGUCUGGCAGAAAUGAGGCUUUGAUGCCAAUGAGUAACACAGACUUCCCUUCUGCCCUGAGUGAGUGAGUGAGUGAGUGCACGUGAUGUUCUUUCCAGGACUGCUUCGCCAUGACAAGAGCAAAUCCAUUUCUUGCUUCUACACCUGCACACCUUCUGCGUCUUGGCUAUUUUAUAGACCAACAUUGAUCUCUCACUGUCUCUCUUCCCUUCCUUGCCACCUCCUGUGCUGUGCUGAGUGAAUCGCUUGAGUGCUGUGCCUUCCAAAAACAUAGCAUUCACUCUGCUGCAUUUAUUGUACCCACUGAACUGGGUAGCAUGAUCAGAAAUACAGUCAGUUAGGUUAACUCCUAUGAGUACUACCAAGGUCUUUGCUCAAUUGGGUGUGUUGGUGUGUCAGUCAGUCAGUUGGUUAGUAGUUCUGGGCAGGUGGUUGAAAGCAGAAUGUCAGAGGAACUUUUCUAUGAUGUGGUUUAAUUAUUUAAAAGUUGCACAUUAGGCCAUUCAUUCUUUGAUUUCCUAUAGCUGCUUAAAACAUCAUGCAGUUGUUAUUAGGUAAAGGUAUUGUGUAAAAAAUGCCGUUCUUGUCUGAUUGGACAUUUUGGGAUGAAAUUAUGCAAAGGUUCUCUGGCCAGUCUGCCUGGAUGUUGUUCAGAAUGAUGGGGACAGCCAGCCACCCUCCCCAACAUUAUUUCCAGUAAGCUUAGAGGAGGAAGGGAGAAACCUGCUGUCAGUCAGCUUGCCAAAGACCCAAGGCACAAAGAGGGGGGAGGUGGCUGGCCAGACCCUUGGCAGAAAUGCACAGAACUGUUGUUACCUUACAAAUGUAUAUAUAUUUUUUGGAUUCAUGAGAACUAUUUAAAUGUACAAUGCAUUUUUUUAGGUUAGCAUGUGAUUAUGUCUGCAUCGCCAUCGUCACUUGUGUUGAGCCUUCCCACACUACACACCUUGCCACCUAUUUGUCAAAUUGAAGACUUGUUAAAUCUCAUUUAAAAUGUACACUUCCCUUGGUUUCUGUCGUAACAGUGCCCAGAAAGCACAGUAAUGGGAUUCGUCACUGAGCAUUGUUCCCUAGUGCCAAGACCAGCUAGUGCCAAUGUAAUGUCUUUCUGUAGGUCAUGCAGAGAAAGAUGGGAUGAUAGAGUGAUCACAUGUUUCCUCUGAAGUUUGGUCAGUUUAGUUUUAAGAAUUGUGAAGGACUUCAUCAAGUAAUCAGAACAAUGUUGAGAAGUGAAGUUGAAUUACCCUUUACUUUCAGAAAUUGCUGCCACCACUUCCACUACUACUCCACUUUCCUAAAGGCAUGACUAGUAUAGAGUAUGGAAGGACUUCUUCACACAUUGAGAUAAAGAGAAGUAAAAGAUCUAAGUGGAAGGUGGCAGUGGUGAUUAGAAAGGUAUCUAUCUCCUAAGCUUCCCUUGACUUGUGCUCUGAUUGCUACAUUUAAGUCCUUCACAUUCUCCUCUGGUCACUCACCAUCAUAUACAGACACUCUUGUGUAUGUUGCUGCGGACUUGUCACCGAUACGACGAAACCUGGGAAGGUAAAUUUUUUUCUGCUUGCUUUGGUUCGUUCCUAUGUAAAAUUCCUAUGUAUAAAAAAAAGUCGUCUGAUAUUGGUACCCAGUGGAUGUUUGUUCCUCAGUGACACACGCCUUGUUGUUUGAGAGUCCAGUGGUGCAUUACCUGGUUUGUGUUUGUCAAUAAAUGCUGAUGAAGCA
Molecule: messenger RNA, 5556 nt
Organism: Portunus trituberculatus (swimming crab)
Lineage: Eukaryota; Metazoa; Arthropoda; Malacostraca; Decapoda; Portunidae
Gene: GlcT
Product: ceramide glucosyltransferase-like
Exons: 10
Coding region: 910-2367 (485 amino acids)
Biological process (GO): glucosylceramide biosynthetic process
Cellular component (GO): membrane
Molecular function (GO): ceramide glucosyltransferase activity
Source: RefSeq, a predicted model, not a curated record